Carassius gibelio (silver crucian carp) is the source of this 3734-nucleotide messenger RNA. Its product is annotated as cyclic nucleotide-gated cation channel beta-3-like. Gene Ontology annotation, biological process: monoatomic cation transmembrane transport; retina homeostasis. The transcript has 11 exons. Bases 361 to 990 code for a protein of 209 amino acids. NCBI's taxonomy places the organism in Eukaryota, Metazoa, Chordata, Actinopteri, Cypriniformes, Cyprinidae. Gene Ontology annotation, cellular component: photoreceptor outer segment; intracellular cyclic nucleotide activated cation channel complex; plasma membrane. Gene Ontology annotation, molecular function: cGMP binding; protein-containing complex binding; intracellularly cGMP-activated cation channel activity. The record is from RefSeq and is a predicted model, not a curated record.
CCUGACCGUCCUUCAGCCUCAGCCUCUCUCUGGGAUGAGCGUCUUCUGCUGAACACUGCAGCAUGUUUAGCUGGGUGAUAAAGGUUGUUCUCCUGGGAAGCUGGCAGAGGAGGACCAGACCAAUGCUUCCACUGCAGCGCCUGCGACUGAUGUGACGAAAAAAGAGGAAGUAAAACAAGAACCUUCCAAGCCAACGGAAGAGGAAAACAGCUCUCAGAGUGGGGUUUUGAGUUGGCUCUCUCAUGGGUUCAGCAGUGCUCUCCCUCAGCCAGUAAACUCCUCUAAACUGGCCAGCAGUGAAGUUAAGCAUGAGGGAAAUACAGUGAGCAGCAGGGCAGUAACACAUCGGACCAAUCUGGAAUGAUAGGCUGGAUUGUGCAGGGACUGGGAAAAGUGGUUCCACAGCCAGAUGAAAAAUACAAGGGUCACACAGAGCCGGAGGAGGUCACUGAGGGUGAGAUCGGCCGAGAGAUGUACAUCAUCAAAGCUGGAGAGGUGCAGGUGUCUGGAGGGCCUGAUGGGACGACGCUGUUUGUGACUCUGAGAGCUGGCUCUGUGUUUGGGGAAAUCAGGAAAAUGUUGACCAAAGAUAAGAGGCAUGCAGAUGAGAAGGGCCAGGCUACAGAGACGGGAGAGGUCAUCCCGCAGCGGCCGGAGACACCCAAAUUAUACAAGGCUACACUGGAGGUUCGCACAGGAGAGACUUUUGCCAAGCUGAAGGAGACAUAUAAGGGAGCAACUCUAGAGCCAUACACUCCUGUUUCUGGCAGGACCUCCACAGCUCCAGUGCCUCCUCCCUCCCCAAUGCACCGCCGUUCACCCAUUCCCCGGCCUCGUGUCCCGGAUGAAGAUGACACGGUAUCAGAGACCACCGACAGCUCCAUGAUCAUCCGCAUGACUCCCCGUGUUGAGGGAGAGGAGAUCCUCACCGUGGAAGUCAGUCCAAGAGAGGGAUUGGAGGAAGAAGAGCCGAGCAAAUCUGAAGACUAGGGCAAGGACAAAAACCAGAGUAGGGAUAGGGUAGAUAGCCUGAAGAAAAGCCCAAUGCAUACAGCCCUCAUCAAGCUUUCUAUUUUAGCAGGAUGGUGAAAGUCCUAAACAUGCUUUUGGAGAAUUUCUAGGCACCUUUUCAGAAAAGACCCAUACUGUAAGUUCCCGCAAGAACUCUAGCCUUCCAGUGGUUUUUCUAGUAAUCUCAUCACAAGACAGCGUUUUUACACAAUGCAAGAUGAUACACGAUUACUAAAGGACUUUCAUUUGCCCUAGAGGUUCUCAAGAGGUGAAAAGUAUUUCAUUUUUACAGUGGUACUGCUGUAUAAGGGUGUGUUUACACUUAUAGUUCGAUUCUCUUGGCUAUUUUGGUCUGGUUGAAAAAGUAAAUGAUACAUUUAGCCCUGGAUUGCACUGUUUAGAUGUCAUUUAGAAGUCUUUGGUCCGUACUGCUUUCAUAUUUUACAGUCAAACCGCACCAAAGUUUGUUUAAAAGAAGAACAUGACCUACGUUUUCAUGGGGUCUCAGUCUGCUUGUUUGGUGUGCACCAAGGUUCGAGUGUCAGCAUUCACACUUUUUCAAAUGAACUGCACGAACAGAGCAAUCGCAUUCAAUUUUCUUUUAACCAAACCAAACUGCCAAGUAAAACAUGCCCUAAAUAUAUUUUAAAAAUGAAGUGAGCUUCUGAUAGGUAUAACCCACUGUCAUAUAAACCCCCAAAUCUUUCUUCUGGUUAUCGGUUCCAAUAACCGGGAGUGAGUUCAGUCAACUCGGAGUAUGUUCACGCUGAACAAAGAUAUUCAGAUGCUAAAGUUCAGAUACAACAAAUGCUAAGAAGUAGUACACCAUGCUUUUUUGUUUAAUGGCUAAUUAUAUUUUUAGUGCAUAUCACCUCCUAUAUUGGCUAACCUAUGGGAGGUUUUGCAGUCAUCUUAUCCUUAAAUUUUUUUUUUUUUUUUUGUAUCAUUGUGAACAAGAAUUAUUCUGUUUGUUUGAUAAUACAUUAAGAAAAACUGACUUAACUAGAAAUAGCCAGUGCUUGCAAAAAUAAUAUGGCUAUAUGAAUUUAUUUUGCUUCCACAUUUGUUAGAUCACACAUUGCUUUAUGUUAUCAUAUUGCUUUACAAAACAAAAAAAAGAUGACUAUAUAUAUAACUAGUGCUGUCAAAUGAUUAAUCGUGAUUAAUCACAUCCAAAAUAAAUGUUUUUGUUUACGUUUACUGUGUAUAUUUAUUAUGUAUAUAUAAAAACACACACAUGCAUGUAUAUUUUAAGAAAAAUAUGUUGUUUUAUGUUUAAAUAUAUUUAUAUAUGAUUUAAUUUAUAUUAAUAUAAAUAUAUACAUGUAAAUCCAUGUAAAUAUUUUCUAAAUAUAUGCUGUAUGUGUGGAUCUUUAUAUAUGCAUAAUAAAUUUACACAGCACACACACAUAUAUCAUGUAAACAAAAACUUUUAUUUUGGAUGUGAUUAAUCGCGAUUAAUAAUUUGACAGCACUAUAUAUAACUUUGUGUAAAACCUUUCACUCCCGCUGAAAACUCCGUAAUAGGGAACAUAUGUACUGAAUGUUCAAAGAAUGACUUCCUAUGACUACUUAAAUUCCAUGAAGGUUAUCUCGGUUUUUGGAACCGAAAGUGGAGGUUAUCAGUUUACUUAUCAAUAAACUUACCCGGGUAUGUGGAAUAACCUGUUUUCUGGAAUACCCCCUGAGCCACAACAUUUCCUGAACACUCCGACCAACUGCCAUUGGCCAGAUAAACGGCUAGCCCCGCCCCAAUCUCACACCAUUGGUUGAGGCAGUGUUGCUGAUGUUCUGCUAGCAUCACAGUGUUUACAUCUUUCAAUGGAAUCAACCCGUUGGCUCACCUAUAGUUGUCACUGUAUGGUAUGCUGGGCUAAGUAAAAUAUUCUAAUAUUGAAAAAAUAUAUAUACUUCACUUCAACUUCCCUUUAAGGCCUUUUUAGGACUGAAGGGCAAUUAGGGUCAGCAGAACUCUCUGUGUAAUGGAAAGUAAACUAUUUUCCACAGCACACGCUGCUCUAAUUCCAAGACUGCCUGCUCUGCAUGUUAUUCCAACAUCCUGUCUGUUACUGCCUUAGCAGUUUCCCUCUGUACACACACUUUUUACACACACACAAACAUGUUACAACAACAUUGUACAGUUAUUUCUACUCAAACUAUACAUCUUAAAGGGAUGGUUCACCCAAAAAUGAAAAUUCUGCGAUGUUCCAACCCUGUUUAACUUUCUGUAGAUUUAAAUAUGACAAUUAUUAAAUAAUAAAACAUUUUUAAUUGUAUUUAAUUUAUUUUCAUUUGCAUGUUUUUCCUUACAGUGGAAGUCAGCAGUCACCAAAUCAGCUUGGAUGGAUAAUAAUGGCAGAACAUUUAUUUUUGCGUGAAUUAUCCCUGUCUAGUUGCAUUAAAUACACUUUUACAUUGUAUGAGUUGUGAUGUUACAAAGUAAUAUUGUGAUGCAUUACCAUGUGAAGGCAAUGUUAAUGCUUUAUUGGAUAUAUAACUGUUACAUUUAUUUUAUUAGGUAAGUCUAGAAAGUGUAUUUGUUUCAAACGACUCACGAAAAAACACAUGGUGAAAAUACCCCACUGAUACCUCCAUGUGUUUUGAUAAGUACUACGAGUACUAAUCAAUUGUUGAAUGAUUUUUCAGUGUUUCCAGGUCAGUUCAUGCUGAACUCCUAGUGUGAACAGGCACCAAAAGAUCUAUAAAUGGAAAGUUACAGCUUA